Molecule: messenger RNA, 3033 nt
Organism: Archocentrus centrarchus (flier cichlid)
Lineage: Eukaryota; Metazoa; Chordata; Actinopteri; Cichliformes; Cichlidae
Gene: tcf19l
Product: transcription factor 19 (SC1), like
Exons: 6
Coding region: 827-2503 (558 amino acids)
Biological process (GO): regulation of gene expression
Cellular component (GO): nucleus
Molecular function (GO): protein binding
Source: RefSeq, a predicted model, not a curated record
GGAGGAAAGAAGGCGAGAAGCCCACCGGAGCCCGGCAGACAGCGGCGAUAAAAUAGGGCAGAAACGUGCGGCUGAGCGGCUGUUUGCGGGGGAAUCCGCCGGCUGCGCUGCGCACUGUGUGAAUCCGCCGGGAUCUGUGGAGUAAAGGACGGAGCUCGCUGCGCAGCUUUGUUGUCAGCCCCCAGCUGCUCCCCCUGUCAGGCUUCCCACCUGUGAGCCGGCUGAUGUCAGUGAUCCUGGGAUUUUAAUCUCCACCACAGGGAUCAGGGCUCUGACGGCAGCUGUUCACACCUGAAAACAUUAGAAUUCACAGUCUCACCUGUUACAGCAGGUUUAAUGUUUGUAUCACAGUGACGCUCGGUCCACACCACAGCAGCUCUUUAUUCUCACCGUCUCCAAGCCUCCCCUCCACUCCACGGGGGAUUUAUUCUGUUUAAACUGGGGCUCAUAACAGAGUGCCGGAGCUCAUUUCCACACUUCAACGGCUUAUACGCUGCUCUGUGUGCUCAUUACUGAUUCAUGUAUGCACAGGAAGACCUCAGCUUUCCAUACUAAUGCACACACCUGUUGCUCAGAGCAGCUGCACCUGUCUGUAACCUUCACCUGCUGCUUUCUGCUGCAUGUCAGGAAUAUUGAUCUUCAGGUUUCUGUCAGAGCUCUUUGGUCAAUCACGAAUGGCUUCAUUUUAACUCCUCUUCACUAACACAGAUCUUUAAAAAUGGAUCAUAGUCUGCUCUAACUCAGGGCCUGUCACAGAUCAGAGGGGGCCUCUGGGUGGGGCAGGUGGGGGCCUCUGGGUGGUGGCAGACAGUCGCAGCCUUCAGUCAUGCUGGCCGGGGUGCAGCCGUGCUUCCAGUUGCUCCGGAUUGGGUCGUCGGCGGGCGACUCGGCGCGGGACCUGUACACCUUCAGGCCGGCGCAGAAGCACUCGGUGUUCAGACUGGGUCGAGCGGCAGAGCUGUGCGACGUGACGCUGGACUCGACGUCGGUGUCCCGCAUCCACGCCGAGCUCCACGCUGAAAGGGAGAUGGGUGGAGGAGACGGGACUCAGGAGGUGGAGGAGGAAGGAUGGAGGGUCCACGUUAAGGACAGGAGCAGCCAUGGCACGUGGGUCAACGAGGUCCGCCUCCAGCCCGGCGUGCAGUGGGAGCUCUCGGAUGGAGACACGCUGAUCUUUGGAGGCCAGUCUGCCCCAGGGAACCCUGAAUUCUACUUCCUCUUCCAGAAGGUCAAAGUUCGCCCGCUGGACUUCGAUGCCAUCACACUUCCAAAGGCUGGAACCUUUUCCUCCGACUUGCAGAACAGGAUUAGGACCAGCUUGGACCGUAAGGUAGCUGCCAACCUGGACCUUUCGAAGCUCUCCAUCAACAGGGCCACGGUCAUCCUCAACUCCAUCGGCAGCCUCAGCAAGAUGAAGGGCAGCGCCUGGACCUUUAAGAGGAGCCACAGCCACGAGGGCACCGUCUCUGACCCCGGCACCUCGACCUCACCUCCUCUCUCCGUGGGCUUUUCUGCUCUGCUCCCUCCCUCCACUCCUCCAUCGUUCACCUCUACAGCUUCGCUGCCUCCGGCGAAGGCCCUCCCGCCGACCUCCAGGAGCAGGAGGAAGUCGGCUCACACGGUGCUGCUCGAGGACGACAGCUCAGAUGAACCCAGAAGUCAAGGAGUUUUGGCCGGAGUCGUGGAGGACGGACAGAGAGCACGGGGGAGGAAGAGGCGGAGGCUCUACAAGUCUGAAUCCGAAGGUUUCAGCUCGCCGCCCCCCCCUCAGCUGCAGCCCAAGACUCUCGGCGACAUCGGGAGGCCACUGGAGGCCAAGCCCUUCCCCGUGGGCAUCAGAACCAUCGGCAGCUUCCACGGUGCCAUGACGAACAGCAGACUCAACGAGCACCUCCUCCAGGCGGCGUUCACGAGCAAGCAAGACGCGGAGAAGAUGAACCGGGUCAAGACGGUGGUGCAUGGAAACCUGUCAGCCUUCCACCCGCAGAAACCUGCCCACGGCUCUCCGAUGGCAGCGAGAGGCAGGCGGAGGACCAACAGCUCCCCGGUAUUCUCCCCGCUGGUGGUGGGAGGGGAGAGCUACAGCCUGGCCUCCCCCUCAGUGAGGAUCCGCACAGAUGAGCGGGGCAGGGUGCAGUUCAACAGAUUUCAUCAUCCUACAGGUAAGCGACGCGGCCGCCCCAGGAAACACCCUCUCCCCCCGCGACCUUCCCUGCCCUCUCCGUCCUCCUCGUCUUCAUCCUCUACCUCCUCGGGCUCCUCCUCCUCCGGCUCCUCCUCGUCCUCCUCUGAUGAGGAUGAAGAUGACGAGGAAGAGGAGGACGUGCCUUUGGGCGGGGUGGAGCCGUGCGCGGCGCCGCGGUGCCGGCUGCCCCAGCAGGACACGGUGCAGUGGAUCCAGUGUGACGUGUGCGACGAGUGGUACCACAUAGACUGUCUGCACGUUGACCGCAAGAAGCUGCUGAUGGACCCGAACGCCGACUUCCACUGCGGCUGUCGCUGAGGGGGGGAGGGGGACCCCCCCAGAUCAGAAGCCUUACUUUGAACUUUAGAGUUGACACGUUUCCCCUUCAGUGCUUCUUUCCUUCAGUCAUAAAAGUGUUUGCAGACGGGCGCAGCUUCAUCUCACGGCUGCUCAGCUGCUCUACACGCAGCGCUUUUCUCUCACUCUGCUCAUAAACACAAGACAAGAAUUAAUUUUUGCAUCCUGACUUUUACAGAGUGAGGAUUUGUGACCGAACAGUAACGCAGCUCCUGAGCCUCAGAGAAGGAGCUGAACCUGUAACUCUGCAGAGGUGCAACCAGAGCACGCUGAGAUGUUUGAGGACGUUCCCACCAUGGCUGCUGUUGUCCCAGGACAUUCAGGAAAACUGAUGAUGUGUUUCUGACCAGGCGGCCGUUUUUGGUGUGUUCAGACCUCUUUAAAUUUGACAGCCAUUAAGAAACCAGGGCAGUAAUGAGACUUCAUUAGCGGUGUCCGUGCAGCUUUCAUCGGCUGCCAUGUAGGAGCAGAUGGAAUCGUGACAGCAGACC